AUGGCUGAUCCCCUCAAUAGCCUGACUGUAGCCAUUCUCCAGCUUGUAUCCAUGUCCUUUCUACGCUGUGGUGCUUCAAUAUUCAAGAUGGAAGGGAACGGUACGGAAGUAAAUUGCACUGGUCUUCACCUGCCAUUUCAGUACUCCUUGUAUGCUAUCACAUAUAUUGUGGUCUUCAUCCCAGGCCUUCUGGCCAACAGUACGGGCCUCUGGGUCUUAUGGCGUUUCAUCAGCAAAAAGAAUAAGGCCAUCAUCUUCAUGAUCAACCUGGCUAUUGCUGACCUUGCUCAUGUUCUCUCACUGCCGCUGCGGAUCUAUUACUAUAUCAACCACCACUGGCCAUUCCCAAGAUUCCUGUGCCUUUUCUGCUUCUAUCUGAAGUACCUCAACAUGUAUGCGAGUAUCUGCUUCUUGACUUGCAUUAGCCUGCAGCGAUGCUUCUUCCUUCUCAAGCCUUUCAAGGCCCGAAACUGGAAGCGCAGGUAUGAUAUAGCCAUCAGUGCCACCAUCUGGAUCACCGUGGGGGCUGCCUGCUUGCCCUUGCUCGUCAUGAGAAGUGCCAGCCUGGCCAACACCUCCAGUGAGACCUGCUUUGCCGAUCUCGCAGUCCGACACAUUGACAUGACUUCUUCCAUCGCCAUGAUCACCGUAGCUGAACUGGGAGGCUUUGUGAUCCCUGUUGGUGUCAUUGCCUUUUGCACCUGGAAGACAAUGAAAUCCUUACAAGACUACCAAAUGCCCCCCCAAAACAACAGUGAGAAAGAAAAAGCCUUGCGGAUGGUCCUGAUGUGUGCCAUGGUCUUCUUCAUUUGUUUCACCCCAUACCAUAUCAAUUUCCCUAUCUUCAUGAUGCUGAAACAAGACCUCUUUUCCAGCUGCUCCUUUAUGAAAAGCAUUCUGUGUUUCCACAUCAUUUCUUUGUGCCUCGCUAGUAUGAAUUGUUGUCUUGACCCGCUGGUGUAUUAUUUUAUGACAGCUGAGUUUCGGGAUCGGUUGUCACCCCGUGGCCUCAUGAAUAUCCUGUCCCGUUUCACACCCAAUAGCAACAACUUUGGCUUUAAUCGCCGACAAGAGGAGCUUCAAACCAUUACAUUUGAGCUUCUGGAUGACCUCAAGCCACUUUAAUUCUGUUAGAAGCAAGUAAAAUAUAUUCAGUUUUACACAUUGAUGAGGAUUGACUUAAAAAGACUGUCACUCUUUGACUUUACUUAGAAAGUACUAUUUUAAAAAGUCAAAAUUUUGUGUUACGUUCAUAAAUAUUUACUGAUCUGGAGAGGGAGACACACAGAGAGAGACAGAGACACAAAGAGAAAAUGAGAAUUUCUUUCCUUAAUCCAUUUUGCAUGUAGUUGCCAGAUGAAUCUUAGGAAUUGAUCUUAUCACAUCACUUCCCUACUCAAAAACUUCAAUUUUUAAAAAUUACUUAAUGAGUAGAAUUAAAACUCCUUAGGCUAAAAUUAAGGGUCCUUCAUGAUUUGUCUCCGACCUAUGUUUUUUCAGCUUUAUCUCCCACUAAUCCCUUUCAUACACUUGAUGCUUCAACAAAAC
Messenger RNA from Sarcophilus harrisii (Tasmanian devil), 1548 nucleotides. RefSeq names its product putative P2Y purinoceptor 10. Gene Ontology annotation, molecular function: G protein-coupled receptor activity. Gene Ontology annotation, biological process: phospholipase C-activating G protein-coupled receptor signaling pathway; positive regulation of Rho protein signal transduction. Lineage: Eukaryota; Metazoa; Chordata; Mammalia; Dasyuromorphia; Dasyuridae. Gene Ontology annotation, cellular component: membrane. The transcript has 2 exons. Bases 1 to 1125 code for a protein of 374 amino acids. The record is from RefSeq and is a predicted model, not a curated record.